CCGAGCUCGGUGGGCAGCGGGCCGGACCCCGGGACAGGGCCGAGCCGCAAGAUGCGCCGCGGCCGCGCCGAGCCAGAGCCAUGAACUGCUUGUUCCUGCUGUCCUUGGCCGUCCUGCCGCUGGCCCUGGCUACCUCCCAACACCGCGCAGACAAGGUGCCCUGUAAGAUGGUGGACAAGGAGGCCUUGUGCCAGGGCCUUGGCCUGCUGCAGGUGCCCACUGGGCUCCCGCUAGACAUGGAGGCCCUGGACCUGUCCAGGAACCAGAUCCGGGACAUCCUGGCCACCCCUCUGGGCUUCUACAGGGCGCUGCGGCACCUGGACCUCAGCGCCAACGAGAUCAGCAUCCUGGAGCCGGGGGUCUUCCAGGCCCUCCCGCUGCUGCAGAGCCUCAGCCUGGCCCGCAACCGCCUGGGGGUGGGCGCCCCGCUGAGCGGCGGGGGCCUGGGCCCGCUGCCCCGCCUGGCCACCCUGGACCUGUCGGGCAACAGCCUGUACAGCGGCCUGCUGGAGCGGCUGCUGGGGCCGGCGCCCACCCUGCGGGCCCUCUCGCUGGCCGAGAACAGCCUGACCCGCCUGGCCCGCCACACCUUCCGCGGCUGCCCGGCGCUCGAGCGCCUGGACCUGCACAGCAACGUGCUGCUGGACAUCGAGGACGGCGCCUUCGAGGCCCUGCCCCGCCUGGCCCACCUCAACCUGUCCAGGAACUCCCUCACCUGCAUCUCGGGCUUCAGCCUCCCCCAGCUGCGGACGCUGGACCUGAGCUGCAACAGCCUGGAGGCCUUCCAGACGGAGCCCGAGCCGCGCGCCGAGUACCAGCUGGCCUGGCUGGACCUGCGGGAGAACCGGCUGCUGCGCCUGCCCGAGCUGGACGCGCUGCCCCGGCUCACCUACCUGAACGCGUCCAACAACCUCAUCCAGCUCCCGGCCGGGCCGGCCGGCGCGGGCCGCGCCGACGCCCACCUGCCCUCGGCGGGCCGGCCGGCCGGGUCCCUGUCCGCGCCCGGCGGGGCGGCCAGCAAUGGCUCGCUGGCGCCCCGGCUGCUCAACCUGGACCUGAGCUACAACGAGAUCGAGCGCGUCCCGCAGGAGUUCCUGGAGCGCCUGCCCGGGCUGCGCGCGCUGAACCUGAGCCGCAACUGCCUGCGCGCCUUCGCGGCCCCGCGUCCAGGCGCGCUCCCCUGCCUCGCGCUGCUGGACCUCAGCCACAACGCGCUGGCGACGCUGGAGGUCGGGGCCGGGGCCCUGGGCUCUCUGCAGACGCUGUUCUUGCAGGACAACGGCCUGCAGGACCUGCCCGCCGACACCUUUACCAGCCUGGCCAGCCUGCAGCGGCUGGACCUGCGGCAGAACCGCGUCCGGCCCUGCGGGAGCCCCGGGGCGCCCGGCUCCGCGCGCUGCGUGGCCUUCUCGGGCAUCCCCUCGCUGCGCGUCCUGAGUCUGGUGGACAACGAGAUGGAGACGCUGCGGGCGGGGGCCUUCCGAGGCACCCCGCUGACCGAGCUGGACCUCUCGGCCAAUCCCGGGCUGGAGGUGGCCACGGGGGCCUUGGAGGGCCUGGAGGCCUCCUUGGAGGUGCUGGCCCUGCGGGGCAACGGGCUGACCGUCCUGCAGGUGGACCUGCCCUGCUUCAGCUGCCUCAAACGGCUCAACCUGGCCGAGAACCGCCUGAGUGCCCUGCCGGCCUGGACACAGGCCGUGUCCCUGGAGGUGCUGGACCUGCGGAAUAACAGCUUCCGCCAGCUGCCGGGCAGCGCCAUGGGCGGCCUGGAGCCCAGCCUGCGGCGCCUCUACCUGCAGGGCAACCCGCUCAGCUGCUGCGGCAACGGCUGGCUGGCCUCGCAGCUGCACCGCGGCCAGGUGGACGUGGACGUGGGCGCCGCCCAGGACCUGCUGUGCCGCUUCGGCUCCCAGGAGGAGGGCUCCCUGGGCCACGUGCGCCCCGAGGACUGCGAGCAGGGUGGGCUCAAGAACCUCAACCUCCUCCUCCUCCUCACCUUUGCCCUGGUGGCGGCCAUCCUGCUCACCACGCUGGCCACCUGCUGCUGUGUCCGCCGGCAGAAGUUCAGCCAACAGUACAAGGCCUAGAGGAGCGUGCAAGGCGGGUGGACGAUGUGGGGGGUGGCCACUCAGCGUGCGCCCAAGGGGUGCACGUGACGCCCUCCCCUGGUGGGUGUCGUGGGUGAGCCGCGGUGCACUCCGGAAGCAAGAGAGGCCGCCGGCUCAGCACUCCCACGGUCCACUAGCUUGCGGCACGCCCUGGACACGGGG
This is a messenger RNA of Sorex fumeus (smoky shrew), 2270 nucleotides long. It is a transcript of the gene LRRC32, whose product is annotated as leucine rich repeat containing 32. Gene Ontology annotation, molecular function: protein binding. NCBI's taxonomy places the organism in Eukaryota, Metazoa, Chordata, Mammalia, Eulipotyphla, Soricidae. Gene Ontology annotation, cellular component: cell surface; extracellular matrix. The transcript is spliced from 3 exons. The coding region runs from base 81 to 2087 and encodes 668 amino acids. The record is from RefSeq and is a predicted model, not a curated record.